Messenger RNA from Owenia fusiformis, 998 nucleotides. NCBI's taxonomy places the organism in Eukaryota, Metazoa, Annelida, Polychaeta, Sabellida, Oweniidae. The record is from the annotation of a GenBank genome assembly.
CCCACUUCGCGGAACUCAUGUAAAUAUUUUUAUAGAGAUUUUAAAUACUUGCAUCAUUCAGACUUUUAGAGUGAAGUUGUGAUUCUUUUUGUUCCUGCUUUUGUGAAAGGACAGUUGGACGACAUAGGACGAGUAAGGGCCAAUGACUUAGGAUACACUUCGGCGUAUGAUAACAGGCAGCUACUGAUCGAUAUCACAAUGGCACAGUCACUGUUAGCCCAGUCAGCUCUCUUGUCAUUGAACUCUAUGGGUCAUACCUCAAAUCUGAGAAGAUUCCUUUUGAAAUUGAGCAAACAAUUGACCGAUGACAACGUUGAUGACUUAAAGUACUUAGUAGAGGACUAUGUUGAUGGCGCCCCUAAUAUAAAGAACGCACUUGAUCUGUUUAGAAAGCUACAGAAAGUUGGUGUUAUAUGCGACACAAACGUUGACAAGUUGAUUGAACUAUUGAGAGAAAUUGAGAGAGAUGAUCUCGUUCAAAAAGUAAUUACCUUUAAAGAAGAUAAUAUAGAGGCCGUCUUUGCGAUGUCUAUGCCAGCUUAUAGACAACCACAGCGUCUUGAUAUCUCGUCAGAACCAGUGUCAGCUAAUCCAUCUGUUCCAACCAAUGGUGGCUUACUUGGACCAGAUAUGCCAAACAAUGAGCUGAAAUUCGAUCGAGAUAAAUCAGCCAAUUCACUACAUGGACCAAAAAUACCAGCCAAUGAACCCAAAUCAACUAUUCCAGGACACCAGGCUGAUCAAGUUGCAAUAAGUAAUGCCCUCGCUACAACAUUUUCUGAAAAUGAACCCAGCAAAUCAACUAUUCCAGGACAUCAGGCUGAUCAGGUUGCAACAAGUGAUGCCCUCGCUACAACAUUUCCUGAAAAUGAGCCCAAAUCAACUAUUCCAGGACACCAGGCUGAUCAGGUUGCAAUAAGUGAUGCCCUCGCUACAUCAUUUCCCGAAAAUGAACCCAAAUCAAGUAUUCCAGGAGAUCGAGCUGAUCAGGUUGAAAC